AUGGCCACAAAAACUACUCACACAUUCAAGACCGUCGGUUCAGUCGACAUAAAAGUCGAUGUCUAUACCAGAUCCUCAGAUGCCGGCAGCGUGAAAUACACUCCAAGUUCACCAGUAGUCCUCUUCAUCCACGGCGGAGGCUUCGUUGCAUUCGACCGCUCUCAUCUUGGUCCAAGCAUUGUACAAUCUGCUCUCAAGCGUGGAUGGCCACUGGUCAGUACCGAUUACCGCAAGCUGCCACAGAUCAGCGGUAAAGAAAUGCUGGAAGAUAUCCAGGAUGCAUAUUCCUUUGUCAGAGAAGACCUCCCGGGAAUUCUGGCCGGCACGGAAGAGAAGCUGCCGCCGUUCGAGAAUGUUAUUGUUGUAGGACAAAGUGCUGGCGGAUACCUGGCCUAUCUCUGCGGCCACUUCAAAGAACAUCGUCCGAUAGCUAUACUCAGCUACUAUGGCGUAACCACCACUUCCGACGAGACAUUCAAGCGGAAACUAGACCCGUCAAAACCCAAGAUUCUUCAAGCUGACAUACAGCAUUUCCUCGAUGAGCCCGUCAGCGUCGGGAGUACUCCUGCGGCAGCGGCGUUCCAUCCGAAAUCUCUGCUGUCUGAUCUAAGUCGGAAUCCGGAUUUCGUUUUGCCUGCUAGAGAAGAAGACCAUCCUACGCAUGCUAGACAGCAAGUUUUGCCGUGGUUUCUGCAGGAGAAGAUGUUUUCGUCGUUUAUGGAGGGUGUAGAUCGAAGCCUCGAUGAUCCGAGUUGGAAGGAUUUCGUACCGACGAUUGUGGUGCAUGGAGAUGCGGAUUAUCCGGUUCCUUUGCAAGCUUCUGUUAAUCUAACGAAGGUCGUUGGACCGACUCCUGCGAAAUUAUUUGUUGCGAAAAAUGCGAAGCAUGCGUUUGAUGAGCCGCGCUAUGUUGGUGAUCCUGAGAUAGCGGUGGUUGAAGAAGCCUGGGCAGCUCUGGAAGAGGUGGUGAACUCCAAGCUAAAUGGAAGUGGAUGA
This is a messenger RNA of Cadophora gregata, 996 nucleotides long. RefSeq lists its product as uncharacterized. NCBI's taxonomy places the organism in Eukaryota, Fungi, Ascomycota, Leotiomycetes, Helotiales, Ploettnerulaceae. The transcript has 3 exons. Bases 1 to 996 code for a protein of 331 amino acids. The record is from RefSeq and is a predicted model, not a curated record.